This is a messenger RNA of Stylophora pistillata, 3661 nucleotides long. RefSeq names its product protein DD3-3. Lineage: Eukaryota; Metazoa; Cnidaria; Anthozoa; Scleractinia; Pocilloporidae. The record is from RefSeq and is a predicted model, not a curated record.
GAUUUAUCCUACAUUGCUCAUGCAAAUAUUAGCCCUCUAAAUCCUAAUAUCGUAAUGAAUAUUCUUUAAACUGUUUUCUAUCAUAAAUUUCUUAUGGUGCUGACACGUAGAAUUUGUUUAGCAGUUAAGAGCUUCUUUAGUUUGCAAUCAUUUCCAGGGUUCUUGCUAAGUUUUUUUUAGGAGGUGAAAAAUAAGAAAUAGCAGGUAACUUUGUUACUUUCUCUCCAUGCUGGGGGUGUGUGGGCUGCAUAGGCCCCCAUCAGAGUCUAAGGGAAGGUUUUCCACGGAAGUGUGGACACCAUGUUGUCAAGCAUGAUGCCUCCCAAUAAAUGCUGGGCCUUUUCGUUUGGCCGCGAGAAGAAUGGAAAGGAAACAUGGCUAAGUCAUUUCAUGAGAUGACUGCCAGGGAUGAAUUUGGACAAAUCAACAUUCUUGUGCAGACCCAAACAACCAUUGUGAAAUGAUUUUACAGUACAUGUGUGGGGAUAAUGUACGCGAUGGAAUCACUACACAAACCAUUCCAGACAAUCCCGCAUUGUGCCAGAGUUAUGACUGUAACAAUGAUGUUAGAUUUGGGAUGCAUGAGGACUAUGAUUACUACAUGGAUUGUAAAUACAGGAACAGAAACAAAGGGCUUUUUACUGCUGAUCAGAAGCUCAAAAGAUUAUCUGCCACUGCAACCAGGCAAAACCCUGGGGGAACAAGGCGUGGCUAUGAAUGUCCAGAAGAGAGGGACUACUACCCUUACUGGCACCCCACCCCUUGGAAGGACAUUGCUGUGUUAACCAAUGACAUUUCAAGAUGUAAAUUGUACCAGUCAGAAAGCCAGAACGUGAAAGAUCGCUAUGCUUGUGUAUUACCCAAAGAAUACCUGAAAGCCAAGAGAUGGAGGAAUUACAGAAUACCAAACAACGAAGAGGAAUGCAAGGCAAUGAAUGCAACGUGGAAGAGGUUCCCGUCAUAUGGCCUCGAUCCUCCCGAGUGCCGCGAAUCCGCCUGGUCACGUGACAAUCACCUUGGCAACGGAAUGGGUGGUUACGCCAAUAACUAUAACUGGACUUUACCCAACUUGAAUCACGAAAAUUGCGUUUUGCGAAUUAGGUACAAUAUUUCCACUGGUGAUUAUGACGGGUGGAACUCAUCAGUAAACAGCUCUGUGAAUGGAAUAAAGCUUGACGUCGGAGAGAAGUACGGAAUGAACAAAACAGUGGCAGCCCAAAGAGGUUACGUUUACAAACAGAAGCCUGAAGUAAAGCUAUUCCCGUCUUUUGAUUUGAAGCUCAGAUUAGCAAUCAAUACAAAUCAGCACGGCCGAGUUUUUCAAGACAGGUCCCAUACAUUCGCAGUACGUCCACGGCCAUCUGAUCUGGAAGGUGUCCAUAUUCACAAUUUAAAUGUUCGUGGGAAGCGCGGCAACAUUGUUCAAGUUUAUCCUGGUGUAGAGUACGACUUUUUUCCCAAUUCUAUGUUCGUGAAAGAUGGCGACUACAUCCACUUCCAGUGGACUGGUUCAAACACGAAGCCCAACAACAACGAUGGCCAGGGAAAAGCCGGAACAGACCGAUCAAACGUAGUCCUAUUGAAGGAGAACGAAUGGGGUAGAAAUUAUCCCCCACAUCUGGACAGUACUACCUUUUUAGGUCUGGAUAAGAACAGUCUGCAUAACCUGGCGGUCUUAGACAACAGUCAGUUUGGAGGUGAAAUGUCAGAGCUGGAUGAUGCCGGAACAUAUUUUGACUUGGGACCGAAGAAAGUGACGGGAAUAGGAACAUAUCAUUACAUGAGCACCAGAAACAACAACUUUUCAAAUCGCAGCCAGAAAGGAAAGAUUAUUAUUUCAAACACAGAGCGAAUCGAUAAAAUGAUCGGCAGAAGAGGCGGGAAGCUAGCCUUUCACGAUGGUCAGCACGUGACCUUUGGAGCAGAGGCUCUCUCUGAGCUACAGCCAAUCAGCGUCGAACUAAUGUCGGCAGAAGAUGGUGACAAAAUGAUUAAGGAGAAAGGGGGUCGAAUGGGUGUUGGUAGUGGGUAUGCCAGCGCCUUUGUAAUAGUGAACCCACACUCAUUAGAGACGAACAAAAAGUUCAAAAUAGGAAUGAAGAUUGAUCCCAGUGCGGCGUCUAAAGUACAGUUUUAUCGUUCCUCCGACGAUAUGGAUCUAAACACUUGGUACAAAGUGGACUCGACCAAUUCAGACGACUUUGCUACAGUAGAGACAGAUAAAGGUGGAAUCUACGUGGCACGAACCGUGCCUGACAAAGCCGCCAUAGCCGGGAUAGUGAUCACGUGUCUUGUUAUCGUGAUUGCGAUUGGUGGAUCAGUAUUUUACUUCAGACGUCACCCAGACAAAUGGCAGAAUCUUAAGAAAUCUGAUGUGAAUGGAUGUCGCUCGUGCAAAGGCAAAGUUUGAUCAAAUAUCAGAUUAGAAGAAGUUAGUAAACUGUUUUUGCGUCAUAAAAAAAUUCGGGAUUAACGCUGUCGUUUGCAAUCUGUGAAAAUAUUUUCCAUUCAUUCAUUGCCACCCGUGUUCCAUUUUUGUUAAUCUUUCUUAAGCUUUCAAGCAGGCCUUACAGGAAGACUUGAGACCGGUCGGGGAGAAGUUUGCCGGGGAUCUGGCACUAAUUGUUAGUACUAGACCCAGGCCUCAUACUUUCCCUUAAGCAAAGAAACGCUAGAGCCAAAGCACUAAUAUUAAGGGGUUGCUUAUGGGCUAAUCCCUCCUCCAAACUGAUCUUUUACAGUUAACCUCUCGCUAGUCUCCUCCCCAGACCUUCCACGACCAGUUCCAGUUAAACAGUAGGAUCUGGGACGAGAUUAGCCUCUCUUUGAAUGAGGUUUUGUGUGUCUUUGAGGUGAAACGGCUCAAAAACUUGUUUGUGUAGCUUCUUUGCAGACUGAGAAGGAAAUAAUGCAAUGUAUGAAUGGAAAGUUUUCGAAUUUAUUUGGUUUUAAUUCUUACUGAUGGAAUUUAAAAAAAAAUUAUUUAAGUUUUAAAUGGUUAAAUAGAGAAUACAUAUUAGAAUUGAAAUAUUGAUAUAGAGUGCUUUAAAUUUUAGUGUACUAAAACACUCAAAGUUUACACACAACGUCCAAUCAGGAAGAAAAUAUCACAAGCUUGCGAAUAAAGAGUUUUGUGAACUUUUAGAGACGGGGAGCUUUUGUGCACAUGCGCUUGAUAUUUUGUCGCGUCUGCGCGAACUUUGUAAGCCACGUUCUGUUCACGUGCAAUAGCGUGGGCGGGCUCAAAAAAUGACAGCGUUAGAAUUUCGUCUGUCAUGCGUAAUAUUUUGACGUGGUCCCUGGUUGUCAGCGGUGGGUCAACAAAGUAUCAUUCAAAUGUUGCCAAGGUUCAUUUCAGAUUGAGAAAAACGCAAGGUUUAUCACCGUUUCGCUGUGAAUCCUUUACUUAAACAUUGCGAUUGUCAUAUGAUGUAAAUAUUAAAUCAACAGAUAAGUGUUGCGUAAAUUUAAUGUCAUUUUCGCAGAGAUUAACCUUUUGGUGAUAAUUAAAGAGGUUGCUGGUUCAACUUCCCUAAGUCAGUAUGAAAUUACAAUUUGUUAAUCGAAUUUUCAAGAUGUUUUAUAAGAUCUUACCCGGAUAAGUUUUUGUACUAUCAUUUGUUACUGUCAUUUGUAAUAAAAUGAUUGCAUUUUUUAGAAA